AUGGCAUUUAUAACCAAUCUUGGCGGUACACUCUUGCACAGAGAGGGGGCUGGAGUAUGCCGCCUAAAUACUUACAUCUGGGGGCGGCCGGUGGACGGGCCUUUAGGGUAUAAGUCUCCAAAGAACAAAGCUGAUGGGGAGGAAUGCGAGCCGGAAGUCAAAACCGAGCCGCCCGUCGAAGACUCGGACAAAGAUGGCGGCGCUCUCGAAGCGAAAAUGUCGCUUCUCAACGGCAUCACCGUCAUAGUUGGCUCCAUUAUCGGCAGCGGGAUUUUCGUGUCACCCACGGGAGUAUUGAAGUACACAGGCUCAGUUAAUGCCAGCCUUCUGGUGUGGAUUGCUUCGGGUGUCUUCAGUAUGAUCGGUGCCUACUGCUACGCGGAGUUGGGCACUAUGAUCAGACUGAGCGGUGCAGAUUACGCGUAUAUCAUGGAGACGUUUGGACCAUUCGCGGCCUUCAUCCGUCUGUGGAUCGAGUGCAUGAUCGUGCGGCCAUGCUCCCAGGCUAUAGUCGCUCUCACCUUCAGCGUGUACGUUCUGAAGCCGGUCUUCCCUGAAUGUGAUCCCCCUGAAGACGCCACAAGACUACUGGCUGCUUGCUGCAUACUGCUCCUGACCUUCGUAAACUGCUGGUCGGUGCGCGCGGCCACCAGGGUCCAGGACUGGUUCACGUAUGCCAAACUCCUCGCGCUGUUCAUCAUAAUCGCGGCCGGGAUCUACCAGCUGUGUAGAGGCAAAGUGGAGCACUUUACAUUCGAAGGAACGACGAGUGACGUCACUUCUAUCGCCCUCUCUUUCUAUUCCGGUCUGUUCGCUUACAACGGAUGGAACUACUUGAACUUCAUAAUCGAGGAGCUGAAAGACCCCGUGAAGAACUUGCCACGGGCCAUCGCCAUCUCCUGCGCGCUGGUGACCGUCGUCUACACUUUCACCAACGUCGCUUUCUACACCACACUCUCACCCACCGAGGUUCUAGGUUCGGCAGCGGUGGCUGUGACCUUCGCCGAGCGUCUGUUCGGGUGGUUUGCCUUGUGCAUCCCCCUCUUUGUGGCCGCCUCGACCUUCGGCGCAGUCAACGGCGUGCUGCUGACCUCUUCCAGGCUGUUCUACGCUGGCGCGGCGCAGGGCCAGCUGCCGGGGGUCCUGACCAUGGUGUCGGCGCGGGCCACCCCUGCGCCGGCGGUGCUAGCGGUGGCACUGCUGUCCCUCCUCUACCUGACGGUCUCCGACAUCUACGCGCUGAUCAACUACGUCGGCUUCGCUACAUGGCUGAGCAUUGGUGCGGCCGUGCUCUGCCUGCCGGUGCUGCGUUACACGCGGCCCGACCUUGAACGGCCCAUCAAGGUCAACCUCUUCUUCCCCGUGGUGUACAUCAUCUGCACCGUGCUGGUGGUGGCGGUGCCGGCGGUGGCCUCGCCGGCCGAGACGGGCGUCGGCUGCCUGAUGAUCCUCACGGCGGUGCCGGUCUACCUGCUGCUGCUGGAGCCCAGCACGCGCGUGGGCGGCCUCCACUCGGUCACCGACUCCUUCACGAGAUUAGUGCAAAAACUGACUUUGUCGGUGAGACCCAAAACGAAG
Molecule: messenger RNA, 1578 nt
Organism: Iphiclides podalirius (scarce swallowtail)
Lineage: Eukaryota; Metazoa; Arthropoda; Insecta; Lepidoptera; Papilionidae
Source: the annotation of a GenBank genome assembly